AUGCCGAUCAAGAAGCUCAAGCAAGAGCCAGAGGAGAAGCCCAUGAGCGCCUUCGAGCGCAAGAGGUUGGAGAAUAUUGCCAAUAACCAGACUAUUUUGAAGGAUCUUGCGAAAACCUCGAGCAAGUUGAUGCCCGAGAAGCCAAAGGCAGCGCCGAAGCCGAGACCCGCCGUCAAGAGAGAAGCUGCUCCCGUAGCACCAGCUGGCCCCGUACGACGGAGCGCCCGAGUCGCCGGUCUUGACGCAGACAAUGAGACUCUUAAGCGCAAGUACGAGGUUGAACUAGAGGACCAGGCAGCCAAGGAGAAGGCCAAGAGAACCCGCGUCAGUGGAGACCUUAAGCUGGGCGACGUCGCGGUCGAGGGGAAGAAGUUUAACAACGGCUUCGAUGGGUUGGGCGCCCUGCUUCCUCGCGGCGCACAGCCUGGCGUUCCUACCUUUACAGACGAGGAUGUCAAAAACACUUCUGAUAAGGACUUGAAGGAGUUGCGGGAAAAGAUGAACGGUCUCGAACUCUACCAGAACUGGGCUCCCAACGACAUCAAAAUCUGCCCUCUAAGAAUCUACAGUUCGACAUUUCACCCGACCGAGGACAAACCCCUCAUAUUUGCUGGCGAUAAGGAAGGAGCACUGGGGGUUUUCGACGCCUCACAGGCAGGUCCCGAGACCAACGACGACGACGAAGACGAUGACAGCUGGUUUGAACCCGUCAUUGGGGCUUUCAAGCUUCAUACCAGAACUAUCACAUCGAUUAUCGUUUCGCCAUUCAACCAGCAAAAGGUCUAUACCUCGUCCUACGAUUCAACUAUUCGUGUUCUCGAUCUGGAAAAGGACAUGUGUGUGCCUGUCUGGGAGCCUAGUGGCAAAGACGACGAUGUUCCCCUUUCGGGGAUUGAUGUGCCCCUGACGGAAGAGAAUAUCAUCUACUUCUCAACGCUUCAAGGCGCCGUUGGAAGAGUUGACACCCGCACGCCCAAGGACGCGGAGAUAUUCUCCCUCUCAGACAACAAGAUCGGCGGUUUCUCUCUAAACCCGCGUGAGCCACACCUGCUGGCUACAGCCUCACUCGACCGCACGAUGAAAAUUUGGGACAUGCGCAAGAUUAAGGGCAAAGGCGACAUGAGGUAUCCUCAAAUGCUUUACGAGCACGACAGUAGGUUAUCGGUCUCGCAUGCAGCCUGGAGCUCCGGCGGCCACAUCGCGACGUCCUCCUACGACGACACAAUUAAGAUUUACGACUUUGCGGACAAGCAGAAGUGGGACAAGAAGGGAAUGGAGCCUACACACCAAGUUCGGCAUAACAACCAAACCGGCCGAUGGGUCACUAUCCUGAAGCCUCAGUGGCAAAAGCGGCCCAAGGAUGGCAUUCAGAAGUUCACCAUCGGUAACAUGAACCGAUUCGUGGAUGUCUAUGCCGCGAACGGGGAGCAGCUGGCCCAGCUCGGAGGCGAUGGCAUUUCUGCCGUUCCCGCCGUUGCGCAGUUCCACCCGACGAUGGAUUGGGUCGCUGGCGGUACGGCCAGUGGCAAGCUCUGCCUCUGGAUGUGA
Molecule: messenger RNA, 1548 nt
Organism: Colletotrichum siamense
Lineage: Eukaryota; Fungi; Ascomycota; Sordariomycetes; Glomerellales; Glomerellaceae
Product: DNA damage-binding protein cmr1
Exons: 2
Coding region: 1-1548 (515 amino acids)
Biological process (GO): regulation of DNA damage checkpoint
Cellular component (GO): nucleus
Molecular function (GO): DNA binding; protein binding
Source: RefSeq, a predicted model, not a curated record